AUGUUCAAGUUUGUUGCUAUCUUUGCUGUCUGCAUUUCCUAUGCCACUGCUGGUCUUGUUCACCCCACAGCCUUUGCUGCUGCUCCCGCUGGCGUAGCUUAUGCUAAUGCUCCUUUGUAUGCUGCUGGUGGCAGUCAACAAGUAGAUGUUCGUCAAAAUUAUGAUGGCACUUUUUCCUCUUACACCACCAAUCCUUUCGGUUUUGCUGCUCCUUACUCUAGCCGUUAUGUAGCCGGUGCUCCAGCCACUUUUGCUGCUCCUGCCAAAUAUGUUAGCCCCGCUGGUGUAGCUACUCUUUUUGCUGCUGCUCCUGCUGGUUUUGCUGCUGCUUCUCCUUAUGCUUCACCUUAUGCUUCUCCCUAUGCUGCCCAUUUGGCAGCUGCUGCUUAUAAUGCUUAUGCCAAUGCCUAUGCUGCAUCUCCUGUCUCAGCUCCAGUUGCUUAAGAUCAUUAUCAGGUCUCUUGUACAAUAUGUAAAUAAUUAUG
Lucilia cuprina (Australian sheep blowfly) is the source of this 485-nucleotide messenger RNA. RefSeq names its product cuticle protein 12.5-like. The coding region runs from base 1 to 444 and encodes 147 amino acids. NCBI's taxonomy places the organism in Eukaryota, Metazoa, Arthropoda, Insecta, Diptera, Calliphoridae. The record is from RefSeq and is a predicted model, not a curated record. The transcript has 2 exons.